Molecule: messenger RNA, 1168 nt
Organism: Culicoides brevitarsis
Lineage: Eukaryota; Metazoa; Arthropoda; Insecta; Diptera; Ceratopogonidae
Product: fatty acid hydroxylase domain-containing protein 2-like
Exons: 3
Coding region: 69-950 (293 amino acids)
Biological process (GO): sterol biosynthetic process
Cellular component (GO): endoplasmic reticulum membrane
Molecular function (GO): C-4 methylsterol oxidase activity; iron ion binding
Source: RefSeq, a predicted model, not a curated record
UUCCAGCUAUAAAACAUUCGAUUCAUUCAUUAUUUUAGUAUUUGUUUUGAUUUGUACGCACAUAAAACAUGUCGUCGUCGACAUUUCUCAACAAUUCGUCGCAAGCAGCAAAUCUUUGGUCGACAUCUGGAGACUUUUGGCAAUCUCAAUGGGAAUUGUUACUUGACAAAAUUGGAGAUGAUUCACAUUUUUUAUGGAUUUUUGGAGUCAAUACCAUUUCCAUCGCAUGGUAUUGGAUUUUUGGUAGUUUCUACAUCUUUCUGGAUGUAACAAAUCAACCUGCUUUCUUGCGAAAAUACAAAACGCAACCCGGAACUAACGAACCUGUGGAUCGCAAAAGGCUCUUUGCUGUAAUUCGUCAAGUUUUGUUCAACCAAUUUGUCGUUCAAACAAUCACAUUAAUGUUCAUGUACCCGAUAAUGGAAUGGCGAGGAUGCUUUGAAGAUAUUCGAACGCUUCCAACAUUUCAGAAAAUUGUUUUUGAUUUAAUUGUGAUGGUACUUCUCGAGGAAGUAGGUUUCUAUUACUCGCAUAGACUGUUUCAUGCAAAGGCAAUUUACAAAUAUUUCCAUAAGCAACAUCAUGAGUGGACAGCUCCUAUUGCAAUAACUGCUGUAUAUGCACAUCCUUUAGAACAUGCAUUGAGUAAUCUCGCGCCUCUCGGUUUGGGAGUUAUAGCUGCGAAAAGUCACAUUGUAACAACCUGUUUGUGGUUUUUACUUGCAAUCACAAAUACAAUGAACGAUCAUUCAGGUUAUCAUUUUCCUCUAAUGCAUAGUCCUGAAUUUCAUGAUUUUCAUCACAUGAAAUUUAAUAAUUGCUAUGGAGUGUUGGGUUUCUUGGAUUGGCUUCACGGCACGGAUACGAUGUUUAAGAAGACAAAAUCCUUUUCACGGAACAAAAUUCUUCUUAGCACGAAAUCUAUGAGAGAGCUGUAUCCUGAUAAAUAAGUUGUUUAUCCAUCAAAUUAUAUUUUAUUUUUUUUUCCUUUAAUAUACUUUUUGAAAAUUAAAGAAAAAACAUGAAAAAACCUUCAAAAAGGUCAAAAAAUUGAUUGGUCUUUGAUCUUUUUGAUAAGUUAUCUAUCUAUUAUUCAAUAUUUAUCUCGAUAACUGUUGAUUAAAUUGUAGUUAAAAGCGCGUUUUGUAUUCUACAAAGCUAUAUACCU